AUGUCGAACGGUGAAGAAGCUGCUCCAAAUACUCGCCACGCAUGCGCAGCAUGCAAGCAUCAAAGGAGAAAGUGCGAAAGCAACUGUGUAUUUGCUCCCUUCUUCCCUGCAAGCAGAGCAGAAUCUUUCCGUGAAGUUCACAAGAUUUUUGGUGUGAAAAACAUGACAGGGAUAUUGACGCCUCGUACUCCUGACGAGAGGAAAAAAGCUGUGGAGUCCCUUGAAUGGGAAGCCUUGGCAUGGACGCAAGAUCCAGUCCGAGGGCCUCUAGGGCUCUUCAGGCGGCUCGAGGAAGAGCUUCAACACUUGAAUGACCUACUCGAUCAAUUGGUUGAGCCUUACCAGCAGAACCAGAUUAACUCUGCAGGCUUGAAUGGGUUCAACCACAAUUCUGUAACUGGUCGUGUAAUUGUACCUAAUUCCAACAUCAAUGCUACAAAUAUUGGUUAUGGUAGUAACCCAUAUUUAGGAAUAGAUGUGCCACCCAUCGAUAACUACGAUGGAGUGCCGCCAAUUUCAUCUGAUGGCUUGAACGAAAAUCAAUUAGUGGUAAAUAAUUAUUUUCCAGGUUACUAUGGAAUCCCGGACAGGUUAGCGGUAUUCCCAGAAAGUGGCGGUGUGGAUAAUGUUGCUCAAACAUCUACUCCAAGUCCAACAUUGCCGGCGAAACAAGAGACGAUGGCUCAGAGACCCCAAAUUUGGGGUCCUUCAAGGAGACCGCUCACUAAUAAUCAUUUUCCUCUACGGAAUCACCGAAGAGGAAGCCAACAAAGAUAUCAAUAUGGAGUUCUCCAAAGACCUGCUUCUCAAUCUCAAGGGAGAGGUUUGCAUUAA
Messenger RNA from Gossypium raimondii (Peruvian cotton), 834 nucleotides. RefSeq names its product protein ASYMMETRIC LEAVES 2. Lineage: Eukaryota; Viridiplantae; Streptophyta; Magnoliopsida; Malvales; Malvaceae. The transcript has a single exon. The record is from RefSeq and is a predicted model, not a curated record. Bases 1 to 834 code for a protein of 277 amino acids.